This is a messenger RNA of Aspergillus terreus NIH2624, 2787 nucleotides long. Its product is annotated as tethering complex subunit PEP5. Lineage: Eukaryota; Fungi; Ascomycota; Eurotiomycetes; Eurotiales; Aspergillaceae. The transcript is spliced from 8 exons. The record is from RefSeq and is a predicted model, not a curated record. Bases 1 to 2787 code for a protein of 928 amino acids. Gene Ontology annotation, biological process: vacuole organization; endosome organization; vesicle-mediated transport. Gene Ontology annotation, cellular component: HOPS complex; endosome. Gene Ontology annotation, molecular function: protein-macromolecule adaptor activity; protein binding.
AUGGCUCUGACAUCAGCUGAUGUCUCUUCUCUAUGUACCGGCUCCGCCAACCUCUUCCUUGGAACGACUGACGGCUUCGUUCAUAUCAUCUCCUCCGGGUUCAAGAUCGUGCGAUCGUUCAAAGCCUCCGAUACCGGCUCCAUCGUGCACGUCAAACAGAUAGAAGGGAGCGCGUUUCUGGUGACAAUAUCGGAGGAUCUUCUCAAUGAACCCGUUCUGAAGGUUUGGGCGCUCGAUACGACCGAGAAGAAGACCGGUGCCCCGCGCUGUCUGUCCACAACUUCGAUCCAAAACGCGCGAAGACUGUUUCCCGUCACCGCAUUCGGCGCCCUGCCCGAUCUGUCUCAGGUAGCCGUUGGCUUCGGAAAUGGCUCUGUCGCGGUCAUCCGCGGAGACCUUAUCCAUGAUCGCGGUGCGCGGCAACGCGUGGUGUUCGAGUCAGAAGAACCGGUAACCGGCCUGGAGAUGCAAAGUGGAUCAGCGGGCACUCUGUACAUCUCGACAACGAACCGGAUAUUAGCACUGGCCAUCUCGGGCCGAGUACAGGGCCAGCCUGCACGGGUUCUUGAGGAUACAGGCUGUGCGGUGGGCUGCAUGGCCUUGGAUGAUUUUACGGGCGAUGUCCUUGUUGCCAGAGAGGAUGCGAUUUACACAUAUGGGCCGCACGGGCGUGGACCCAGUUAUGCGUUCGAGAGCAACAAGAGCUCUCUCACUAUAUUCAAGGACUAUAUCGCCUUAGUAUGUCCUCCGAAAGUGAGGUCUCCGAACGGUGGCUCGCUUGAAAACCUGCCGAUUGACGGCAUGUUUAAUACGACCACAUUUACGCUGCUGGACACGGACCUCAAGUUCAUUGCUCACUCGGAGUCCGUGGCCUCCUCCGUGAAGCGGGUAUUCAUGGAGUGGGGGGAUCUGUUUCUUCUGACGACAGACGGCAAGAUCUUUCGUUAUCGUGAGAAGAGCCUACAGCAGAAAUUGGAGAUUCUGUAUCAGCGGAACCUCUACAUCCUAGCGAUCAACCUGGCACAGAAGAAAGGCGUCGAUACCCUGCAACAGAAUGCGAUUUACCGAAAGUAUGGCGACUUCCUCUACCAGAAAGGAGAUUACGACACAGCCAUGCAGCAAUACCUUCGGGCUAUUGACAAUACAGAACCUUCACAAAUUAUUCGCAAGUAUCUCGACACGCAACGCAUCCACAACCUGAUUGAGUAUCUCGAAGAACUGCACGAUCACGACAAGGCUACGGUCGACCAUACAACAUUGCUUCUCAAUUGCUACGCCAAGUUAAAAGAUACGAGCAAGCUAGAUGCGUUCAUUAAGGCUCCUGGGGAGCUCAAGUUCGAUCUGGAAACCGCCAUCGCAAUGUGUCGGCAAGGCGGGUACUACGAACAAGCUGCUUACCUGGCUACGAAAUAUGGCGAGAAUGACAUGGUCGUCGACAUUCUCGUUGAGGAUUCUAAGAAGUAUGCGGAAGCGGUCGAGUAUAUCUGGAGACUGGACCCCGAACUGGCCUACGAUAACUUGAUGAAAUAUGCUCGGGUCCUGCUGUCCAAUUGUCCCCAGAAAACCACCGAGCUGUUCAUUGAAUAUUACAAAGGACAGUACAAGCCUAGAACAGAGGUCGAAUUACCGCCCGAGCCACAGACGCAGUCAGGCAGUAAUUUGCAAAGUUUGGCGGCAUUUCUCCCCCUUUCUCUCAUUAAUUCAAGUGCUGGAGCAAAGUCUGAGGCUGUCGAACCGCAGUCCACUCAGGAAGACAAAGUAGAUCACGCCGUGUCCCAGUACCAGCCUCCGAAACCACGAACGGCAUUCUCCGCAUUUGUGGGUCAUCCGCAAGAAUUCAUCACCUUUCUCGAGGCUCUCAUCAAUAAGGAGACGCUCAAAGAGGAGGACAAGGUGGAUCUUUACACUACUCUGUUUGAGAUGUAUCUGGAUGCAUCUUCUCGGCAGAAAGACUCUGCUGAAAAACAAGAGUGGGAGAACAAAGCCAAAAAGCUCAUCGAAGGAAAAGACAUCCCAAUCUCCACUUCCAGCGUCCUCUUACUGUCGGAUCUCUCGGGCUUCCGCGAGGGAUCAACGCUCGUGCGGGAACAGGAAGGCCUCCGCUCAGAUAUCUUCCGCUCAUUCACGUCUGCGAAAGAUACUCGUGGAGCCAUCAAGGCUUUGAAGAAGUAUGGACCGGAAGAGCCGCAACUAUAUAUUGACGCUUUAACGUACUUUGCUUCGAGCCCGGCGAUCCUCGAAGAGGCGGGAGAAGAACUGGAUGUUGUACUCAAACGGAUCCACGACGACGGACUCAUGUCUCCGCUCCAGGUCAUUCAGGCACUGAGCAACAAUGCGGUGGUGACAAUGGGUAGAGUGAAGAAGUACUUGAGCGAGAACAUUGAGCGGGAACGAAAGGAGAUCUCAUCGAAUCGGCGAUUAAUCAAGAGCUACAGCACAGAAACCGAAAAGAAGAGGCAGGAACUGGAACAGCUGGGAAGCAAGCCCGUCGUCUUCCAAGCUCGACGGUGUAUGUCCUGCGGCGGAGCCCUCGACCUUCCUACAGUACAUUUCCUGUGCAAGCAUUCCUUCCACCAACGCUGCCUCAACAAAGUAGAUGAGGACGCCGAAUGUCCGGUCUGCGCCCCGGAGAACUCCACCAUCAAGGCAAUUCGACGGAGACAGGUGGAGUCAGCUGAUCAGCACGAACUCUUCAAAGGCGAACUGCAGCGUUCGAAGGACCGCUUCGGCACGGUUAGUGAAUUCUUCGGACGGGGUGUGAUGCGGCCGCAGAGCACCAUGGAAUAA